Messenger RNA from Sebastes umbrosus (honeycomb rockfish), 1956 nucleotides. Its product is annotated as regulator of G protein signaling 9 binding protein. The transcript is spliced from 3 exons. The coding region runs from base 444 to 1223 and encodes 259 amino acids. Gene Ontology annotation, biological process: G protein-coupled receptor signaling pathway. The record is from RefSeq and is a predicted model, not a curated record. Gene Ontology annotation, cellular component: neuron projection. NCBI's taxonomy places the organism in Eukaryota, Metazoa, Chordata, Actinopteri, Perciformes, Sebastidae.
AAGGACCAAUGUGGUAGAGGCAGCCAGCUUCUCUUCUAUCUCUCUGGUCUCAGUGAUAGUUAAUGAGAUUAGCUGUUCGUCUUGGCCUGCGUCAGUGCAAAGGGGUCAAUCACAGGAUUAGCACCUUGCUUAAGAGUUGCAUUAAUUUAUUACACUUUUUUCUUCAUUACUUUGACUUCCCCACUUCUGGCUCUUUUGUGGGACAUUUUUUUUCAGCCACCAAAGCAUGUUCAGCACCCGUUGCUGCAAUUUAGUCAUUGGAGUGGAGUAUUGCCGUGCAUCAUGCGGCUUUGGGACUGAGUCCGUCUCAACCCUCAGCCAUUGAAUGAAGCAUCUUCCAGGAGGGGAAGAAGAGGAGCUGGGGCAGCCAGAGAAGUGAAGGGCAGCUGGGCCAAAAUCUCGCCUGCUGUGGCAGAGUCUGAGACUCUGGACAAGUCAUCCUCAUGCCACUUGUAAAUAACAAAGUAGGCGAUGAUUGCACAGUUGGCAUAGACAAGGAUUUGGAUGAUGGGAAGGCUCUGGUAGAUUCUUUGAUAAAGGUUGUAGCAUGUUACCGGCACUUGGCCUCAUGUGUCGGCGGUUGCACAGACAGCUUGCAGCUGCGGGAUGAGUUGCGACAAACACGAGAAAAGGCCCAAACGUUGGCCGUGGCCAUCUGCAGUCAUCUGACCUCACACCUCCGAAACAAGAGCCUGCCUGAGGGGCAGCGCAAGGAGAUGGAGCUCCUCUGGGUGGCUUUCUCCUCCAGCCUAGAGCUCCUCCAUAUUGACAUGUGCAAAGUUUUCUAUGUGGGUGACAUCUUCUCUCUGGCCAACACUGAUUCCCUGGUGCAAACAGGCCUACAAGGAGGAGGCAGUGAGGUAGCAGCCCGGGCACUCAGUGUGCCAGAACUGAACCAAGCCCAGAGCCAGACCCUCCCUGAAGGGCUAGAAAGCCAGGAGCGCUGCAUCAUGGAGCAGGAGAUCAGCCAAAUCGACCACAUGAUCGACGACAUGGAGAUGAAAGUCAACGUGAUGCGCUGGAUGGUGGAGCCCCACGGGCCACAGUACGCAGAGCCAUUCAGCAGCACCGACAGCGCCUCCCUGGCUCUGCACUCAGUGGAUGAGGAGCAGCCUGGACAACAGCCUCUAUGCCAGCGCAGUCAAAUCUUUGUGCUCUUAUUGCUGUCUGCUGUUGUUUUGGUGGCAUCCACUUUAUCUGUCUGUAUUGUCCUUUUCUCAUGAGCAAAACCUUAAUACACUUUUUUUCUGUGAAACCUCAGCAGUGCUCAGUAACACUGACAACAACAACUACUGCAAGUACAGUAGUUUUCUCUUAAAACUCAUUCAAAAAAAGGUUACAUAUUGUCAUAGCAGCUGUAUGAUCUACUAUAGUGCAUAAAAUAAUCAGUCUAAAAAUACACUAAAAUAAAUCUGGAUGCCAUUUAUUGUAGUGAAUCCAAAGCUGCCAUAUACUUGAAACUAUCUUUGUUGAUCAAAGUUACAAUAAAAAGACAUGGCUGCCAGUUAGAACUGGUUUAAAAUAAAAUUAUGACAAUAUAGGACCGGUGGUUUAUUACCAAAUUGUAAAAAGAUAGGGCUUCUAUUUCCUUUUGUUCUGUACAGUACAUUCUCCUUUCCUAAAAGACACUUGUCACAAUGUAUUCCUUGUUGCCAUUGAGAAGAAAUAGGGGCUGAUGCUUGUAUCGUAUAUGCUGUAGUUUAAAUACUGUAAUAAGCAGAACAUUCACGGAAGCUGUUUUUUGAUUCGGUGUUAUCUAUUGUGUAUAUAAUCUGUGCUGUAGAGACCUGACAAUGUAUAGUUAUGCAUUACAAAAGUAUCAACUUUGAUAUGACACUGUGUUGUUUUCCAUUCAUUUUUAUUGACUAGCCCUUUGGUAAAGCACCAAAUCAUUAUAUGCAAAGCAACAGGAAAUGUACAGAAUUGAAAUAGUAUUAAACUACUCAUUCUACUAUU